AUGUCUCAAAAUCUCAUAAGCCCACCUGCUUCAUCUUCCAUGAACAUGGAAGACCACUCGCUGAAGCCUUACAUCCCUAAUACAGAUGCUUCUCUUUCCAACCACGGACGAGGUGGACCUUCCAUUGAUGCUCAAUUUGCUUAUUUUUGCAAGACUAGAUUGUCAUUGAAUGAAAACACUUACGCAGAGGCUAUGAAACUGUUUAGUGAAAGCAAACAUCUUCUAUCUACAAUUAUUUUUGUUAUCGGAACUGGAACGUGGACUGGUGGUGGUGGCGGAGGCGGUGGUGUUGGAGGAGGAUCAGGCCAAGGUGGUGGAUUUGGAGCUGGUGGAGGAGUAGGAGGAAGUGGAGGUGGUGGCGUUGGUGGGUUUGGUGCUGGUGGAGGCUUAGGAGGCGGAGCUGGUUGGUGGCAGCUUUGGCAGCGGCGGAGGUGGGCGAAGAGCCAAAUUGCCCAUCAAAAGGCAUUGGAGCUCAGGAAAACGGCUAAGCAGGCCAUGGCAGAGAUUGAAGAAAAAACAACUGAGCUGAAGAAGUUCCAACAAAGAACGGCUGAGCUAGAGGCUGAGGUAGCUCGUCUAACCGGACUAGUUACCUCGGAUGAGGCUGACAAACAGAAGGCAUUGAUCGAAUAUGUGUCAACUCAAGGAAGUCAGGUUUGCGCGGAUAGUGUGUUGGAUUACACUACUCAAUUUACAACUGAACAGGUAUUCAAAAGUAAGGAUGAAUUGCUCAAUUGGGUAUGUGAAGUUGGAAAAAGAAAUGGUUUGGUCAUUGUAAUCAAUACAUCAGACUAUGGUGGAGAGAAAAAAAGACCCAGGAUGUAUCUUGCUGUAUGCGGAUUGCAUAACCAUCCACCUGCAGAGCACCUUAAGGGACAUUCAUAUGCGGGGAGGCUGUCAAAGGAUGAGGAAGCAUUGCUAAUGGAUAUGUCAAAGAGCAUGGUUCAGCCAAAAGAAAUCCUAAUAACCUUGAAACAGCGAGAUGCUUUCAAUGUAAGCACACUUAAAACCAUUUACAAUGUACGCCAUCGAAACAAGGUGGUACAGAGAGCUGGAAGAUCACAGAUGCAACACUUAUUGGGUAAAUUGGCCAAGGUUGAGAGUGCACAUGCAAAACUUAAAAGACAAUUGGAUUCAUGUCAAGUCUCAUUUCAGGCAUCAUUUGAGAAAAUACACAGUCUGUUUGAGUUGCAACACACUGAUAUCAAGGCUUCAUUUGAGAAAAAUCUAACUGUUGUGCAACAUCAAUUUAAACCUUCUCAGUUCAGGGAGCUACGGGGUAAUGUGUCUAUCUCUACAUUAGAGUAUUUGCUUGUAGAGAGUAAGAGAGCCAAUUCCAUUGGUAUUGAUGCUAAAGCUUGUGGAUUCGUCAUUCGCCAUGCUCAUGGUUUACUUUGUGCCCAUGAGAUUGCUGACUACAUUAGACAAUAUCGUCCUAUACCAUUUGCUACCAUACACUCACAGUGGAGGCAAUUUCAUAUCUCUAUAUGCAACAAAGAAGAGGAAACAGAGGUGACUUGUCAUGCAGAAGUAGAGUUGUUUGUGAAAAAGUUCAAUGAAAGUGAUAGAACCAUGCGGUUGGAGCUUUUGAAGAAGUUGAAAGAGAUUCAAUGUGCUGACCUUCAAGGACAUGCGUCAUAG
Molecule: messenger RNA, 1641 nt
Organism: Camellia sinensis
Lineage: Eukaryota; Viridiplantae; Streptophyta; Magnoliopsida; Ericales; Theaceae
Source: RefSeq, a predicted model, not a curated record